AGUUUACUUUUAGCUGCAAGCGCGCCAGGAACUCUGAAGUUGAUAAACCGCUGAUAUUAGUUGUUUUUUUUCUCUAUUGUUUAGUUAAAAGUAAUUAACAGCAUUGUGCCUAAAAAAAUAUUUCUGCAAUAAAAGUUUUGUAUUUUUAUUAGUAAAUGUCAGUGUUAUAAAAUAUCUUUACCUUCUCUAGUUUAACUGAAAUCUGAGCGAUAAUAGAUGUUGACCUUUCUUGUGCUUAAAGAAAGAUCUAAGACUUUUUGUAAUUUUUGGCGCUUGGGAGCAUCUUAUGCUUCCAUACAACUUUCCGAAAAGAGAAAAUCAACCUAUACAAAAACAAAGGAAUAUAAAGGAAAAUUAAAUCAGAAUUUUAACAUUCCCCGAAAUGUUUCAGACAAGCUCCGAAGCGUAAUACAACCAUCAAUUCCAUUUGAUUUGUUUCUUGAAGAAAAAUGUCAUCCUAAGCUAAAAAAUGUUCUCGAAUCUAAUAAAAUCGGUGAAGAAAUACGUCAGCUAUCCAAUCAAGAAUUAUGUAAGCUAAUUUUACUCGAAGAUACUUCUAAAAAGUCUGAUAGCCAACAUAGAGUUAUAGAAAUCGAAUGCAUUAGACGUAUUCCGAAAAUAGCAAUAAAGGAUUUAGUUGAUAUUGCUGAUGCUCUUUAUCUGUCCCAGACAAAUAAUCUAAAAUUCUUUCGAAGCUUGUGCACAUACUUGGAUAAUGAAUGGAAUAACCUCAAUCUUAAAACAAAAGAUGUUAUAUCACUAAUCUUUUAUAUUUCAAAUUAUAGAUCUAUUCCAAUUAGUGUAAUGGCACAUUUUGAAAAAUUUACGUGCCAAAACAUUGAGCUGUUAACAGGAAAUGAAGUUGGAGUCAUCUGUCACACCUUUUUUGUUACAAAUACGUCAUUCAGAAGCUAUAAGACAAUCGAUUGUGUAUCGAAAAAAUUAUUACAUGAUUUUCAUAAGAUAGACGCCCAACACAUUGCAAAUAUUCUUAAAACUUUAAGACACGCUGGAUAUAAUUCUACUGCAUAUUUUGGAAAAUUAGGCGAUAACUUAGUUUCAAGCUCAUUUAUUAAUGAAACUGCUUAUAACUUGACUCAUAUUGUUCAUACAUUUGCUUCUGCGAGAAUAAUUCAUGAGAAACUUUUUGAUAAGAUUCUAAAUAGAAUUGUCUACCUGCUCAGAAAUAAGAAAGAUAGUCUUAGAACAAAAGACUUGAUAAAAAUUGUCUGGUCGGCGAGUUCUCUGCAGCAUCCAAUUCAACAUAAUUUGCUGAAUAGCUUAAUAGACAUUUUAACGAAUAAACACAAUAGGCAGAUGUUCCCAGAGGCUUUUGUGGAUGGUGUUCUUUCUUUAUGUAUGAAUAAUGUUGUACAUUCUAAAUUGUUAAAUGACUCAUUAAAGCAAUGUCAAGAAAUUACUGUACAAAACCGGUUUCUUCAGAUGAAUCAUCAAUACAUGAUUUUAAAUGACUUCUGUAAAUCUUUAGGAUCGGAAUAUAAAGGAUUUUUGAUAAAAAAUGAAUGGUUUUCUAAAUCUGCUGUAAGGGAAGCUCCAAAUCUAUGCGUUGAAUUGGAGAGACGUCAAGGGCUGGCUUCGAUUUGGUGUUCUUUGCACCGUUUGUUGGGAGGCUCAAAUUACGUAAAAUGUGAACAUAUCUUACAAUCUACCAAGAUAGCGGAUAUUAUGAUUUCAAUGGAUAGAAAGAAGAAUUUUGUUCCCAUUUUAUAUAAUCCAGCAAACACACGAUCUGGAAUCAAUAUAAAUUUGAAAAGUUCCCCAAGACUUAUCAAUCCAUUUGAUGUCGCUAGGGAAAUUGAUAAUAGAAAGCUUGCUUCUAGUACAAAACGUAAAAGUGUGAUAGAGGAAUUGGAAAGCUUUCAGUCUAAUUCAAAUAAAUCUAUCACUAAUUGUUUUCAUCGAAGUUACCAUAAAGAACCGAAUUCAAACCGUAUGAUAGUAAUAAAAGUAUUUGGUUGGAAUCAGUAUCUACGCAAUUCAUCAACUAUUUUAGGUCUUCAUAAUCUAGAAAUAGGAAUUCUUAAUCGAUUUGGUUUCGAUGUUUUGAUUCUAAAUCCUAAAGAUAUGAUGACUAUUACCAGUUUUAGCGAGAAAGAAAGGGAUCGGUAUUGCCAGGAAAAUAUUUUAAAUGUUCUAAGAAGAGAACUAUAG
Dimorphilus gyrociliatus is the source of this 2172-nucleotide messenger RNA. The record is from the annotation of a GenBank genome assembly. NCBI's taxonomy places the organism in Eukaryota, Metazoa, Annelida, Polychaeta, Dinophilidae.